AUGGCUGAUCGUCGUGCUAGAGAGGCCAGAAAGCAAGCAGAAGCUACUCGCCAGAGAGAGAGCGAGCAGAGAUCGUCGGAACCUGAGCGCAGAAGAGCAGCAGCCGCUGCUAUGGACCACAUGACUCCUCUUCAGUCAGACGACAUUCCAGAUGAUCCCCCUCCGAGACUGCGAUCUCAGUCACAAUCUGCGCAACCAGUCAAAUCUCAACCCGCGUCUGGACAGAGAAGAUCCCAGACUGGAGCCCGUGUGUCUUCAGCCCCCAAUCCUCCCCAAUCAACUUCAGUCAACGACUUUGGUUCGGAACAUGUGCCUGAGCCAGGCGCCCACUUAACAUUCCCUCAUGCAUUCGAGAGAUGGGAGAUUCUGUCGUCGCACUGGGAGGGUCUUACGUCGUAUUGGCUACGUAAGAUUGAGGGCAAUACUGAGGAGAUCCGCGGUGUCAUUCCAUCCGCAUCAGCUAUGCAACGUCAAAUCCAGGAUCUGUCAGCUGCUGGGGCCAACUUGUUCCAUGGCUUGGUCGAAUUACAGCGGCUUCGUGCCAGCUCGGAACGCAAGUUCAAGCGCUGGUUCUUCGAGUGGAAGGCCGAGCAGGAGAGAUUCCAGGAGUGGCGCGCCGAUUCGCAAGGCGUUAUCAAUGCCGAACGCCGCCUCAAGGAGUCAUACGAGCGCGAGGUCGAAAAGAUUCGUCAGGCAUAUCUUGCCGUGGAGAAACGUGCCAACGAGGACCGCAGAGAGUUGAACAUCGCCAAAGCCGAAGCCAGACGCGCUUGGGAGAGCCUUGGUGAGAUGGAAGCCAAGAACACCGAGAUCAUGAACAACCUUCGUCUAGGUAUUCCCACUAACAUUGGAGGCAUCCAAGUCGUCCCCAUGCAUGCUGCUGGCAACCAGGAUAAUGAGCGUCGCCCCACCACUGGCGCCAGCACUGGUGAUAGCCCUCAGUACCGAUCGCAGCAGUCUCCGCAGGUUCAUCACGCUCAGCAACAGUAUGAGCCUAUCGUUCCUGAUAUUCAGUACCGUGAGGAUGAGCCAUCUCCCACCAACACCGAUCCUUUCGUCGAGUCCGCCGGAGCUGCUCAAAGACUUCACCACGAGCCUGGCAUGCAGCAGCUCGAAUCCGAUGCGCGCCAGCCCUACCUUCCUGGCAGUGCUUCUGCCUCGACUUCAACUGCACGUACGACCAUAUCCCCUCAGCAGCAACGUCGCGACAUCUCUCCUCAGGAGAUGUCACCUCUUUCUCCUAAUGUUACUACCACUCGUCCCGUUAUCCAGCCCAGUCAUGCUGCCAGCGUAGGCACUUCCAGUGAUCAGCCCGAGCUCUUCUAUCAACAGCCUCCUGGCACAGCUUACCUCCACACUUCACCUGGAAGCAGUGUUGCACGUUCCAAGACUCCUGUCGCAGAGGCAGUUCAAGGUACCCGUGAUCUUGGCUCGCGUCCUUCAUUCGAGUCCAACACUACCGAGGGCACCGAAUACGAGAUGGAUGAGCAUGGUGUUGUACGUCGCGACGCUCAAGGCCGUCCUGUCGUCUACCGCAACACCAGUCGUGGUGCCAAUCAGAACGCCAGUAUCGUCUCGUCUGAAGAGUACGACACUGCUGCCGAUGUCGCCCGUGAGCGUGAACUCGCUGCCCGCUACGGUAUCGGCCCGCCUCCUGCUACACUGCCUCGCCUCCCCACUAGCAGCGCUGAGGCUAUGGCAUCUUUUGCUACCUCGACUGCCGACGAUGCCGAACCUGCCAGCUACCGUGACGUCGAGCCUGCCGACUAUGAGGGCGCUGGCUACGGCAGCGACUGGGAAGCUCUGCAGAGCAGACACCACCACCCCACACGUCUUUCGGAUGUGCUUGAGGAGGACGAACGCAGUCGCACCACUGCUGAAUAG
Aureobasidium namibiae CBS 147.97 is the source of this 1884-nucleotide messenger RNA. RefSeq lists its product as uncharacterized. The transcript has a single exon. The record is from RefSeq and is a predicted model, not a curated record. Bases 1 to 1884 code for a protein of 627 amino acids. Lineage: Eukaryota; Fungi; Ascomycota; Dothideomycetes; Dothideales; Saccotheciaceae.